Durusdinium trenchii is the source of this 3510-nucleotide messenger RNA. The record is from the annotation of a GenBank genome assembly. NCBI's taxonomy places the organism in Eukaryota, Dinophyceae, Suessiales, Symbiodiniaceae.
AUGGCCACGAAGGAACAGGCAACAGAGCAAAAGAUGAAGCUCAUGAUCACCGGGCAACAGUGGAAGGGGCAGGAGAAGGGAAGGAGCCCCUUCCACGAAAAAGGAAAAGGAAAGGGCAAGGAAAAGGGGAAGAAAGGAAAGGGGCGGAAACCAGUAGGAUCUACCCCCGCGGGGGAGGUUGUGAAAGACACACCGGAAGAAGUGGUCGACGAGCUCAUGGACAUCCUGGACGGGUGUCCUAUCAACCUGCAGGAGGUGGACAUUGAACCAUGUGAGUCCAUCAGAGAGUGGACGAUGACAGUCCGUGAGGUUUUCAAGCAAGGUACAACCUUUGAAGAUCUGGGGCGUCACAUCUAUGCGAUCAUGAUCAUGAGUCCAACCCCGCUGGGAAAUUUCGUUCGUUCCUAUUGCAUGGCUGCACAGCCCUCCACCUCACCUCAACAGCACCGGGGAACCUCAGGUGAUCUUCUGCCAAUUCCUCCGUGGAGUGUCACCGUGGACAUUCCGGGUGUUUCGGAGGAGAACCUAAUGUGGGUCCAAACUAUUCUAUGUGUGAUCAAUUUCCAUUAUUGUGUCGGCUGGGGCAAGCCGGUGUGUAUCCCAAUUUCAGAGGAGCUGUCAGGGCUACAAAUCACAGCCGUCGAAAAACUGGGAAAAGUGGUGACGAGCAACAUCAUCUCGGGAACACCACUGAAGACACUAGGGGAGAGCGAGAAGCUCCUGAACUCAAAGAAAUAUGAUUACUCGGGUAACCCGAUUGAGUACAUGGACCUUGAGUGUGAAAGGGUCCUAUCAGCCUGGCCGCGGCCAGGACAAGCUGGGGUCCAGCCAAUAGAGGCCUUCCUCAAGGAGGAAACAAGGAAAGCUCUGAAGGAGCCAUCGAAGUUGCUUCUGCCACCGGACAAAAUGCCGGAGCAAGGGCUGAGAUCACGCGUGCGCGCGAGUGACAAGGAGUGGUUCAAGUUGGUAUAUGCAGCACAUCAAAGGGGUAUGAUGAAGCCUGUUGAUGACAAUCUUGUCCCGCGGGACCGUCAAGGGCACCUCAUCACCAACGGAGCAGGUGGGGUCUACAAGGAGAAGAUCAUCGAUGGGAAAGAUACGCUUCCAUACAUCGGCCAGCUGACAGGGAUCCUUUUGGAAGAAGACGAGGGGCUUUACCUGGACAGUGAGGACCUGCAAUCGGCCUUCAACUUGUUCGCGAUGCCUGACUGCUGGCUACCGUACCUGGCAUACAGUAAGAAGUUUGACUCAGCUGCCUUUGGACUUCCGCCUGGCACCCUAAUGCGCCCUGCACUAAGUGUGGUGCCCAUGGGGUGGCACUCGGCAGUGGCGCUGGUACAAGAAGCCGUCAGAAACGUCGUGUUUGAAAAGGCAAGGAUCCCCAGGCAAUACUCCAUUGAGAAGCGAAGGCGGCUGCCCGAGGAAAAGAUCUUUACAAUUGUCUAUUUGGACAAUUUUGACGAGAUCCACGUAGUCAAAUCGCUCGACUUGGAGCUGCAGCAGGAGGGUGGUGAAUUGUCGCCCCAUCACUCACAGUUCAUUGCGGCGUGCGAUGAGGCUGGACUCCCGCGAAAUUUGGGGAAGCAGCUCAUCCAUGCCUUCGCUGGAGGCCUGCAAGGCGGUGAACUUGAUGGAACAAGAGGAGUGCUUAAGCUGGCGGCGGACAAGCUGCGCUGCUACAUUGAGCUGAGCCUGGCCCUCCUGUCACGCACGAGGUGGUCGGAGUUCUACUUGAGGCAUUGGACCGGGAAGACUGCUUUCCUGGCCACCUUCAAGCGAUCGAUGUUCUCAGGCAUUGCCAAUAUCUUCACUGCCAUCGAACUGUCACGAAAGGGACCAAUCAACCCGACGCCUGAGGUGAUUGAUGAGAUCAUGUGUUUGAUGAUUCAGGCCCCAUUGGCUGAGGUCAACCUCAAGGCAGUUAUCUCUCCGGAGAUCAGCUGCACAGAUGCGUCGCCCACAGGCGGGGGGAGUGCUAUCGCAACAACCUUCAAGGACGGACCCGAACCUCAUGGACCAUUGGCCUUUUUUGAUGGACGGUGUCAGAGUUGUGGGCAUGAUUUUUCUGCAAACAUCCCAACCAAGUCUGAAGGUCGCAAGCAAUAUCCAUGCUCGGUCAGUUGUGGAGCAAUCCUGUGUUCCGUUCGCUGUUCAAUUCAGCAUCGCAAAGCCGGGUGCGCCCGCGAUAUGUUCGCCUGCCCUUUGUUUGGUGAGCGUUUCAGCGGCCCCAACUAUCCCCUAACCAAGGCUGUGGCCCUUGCUGGCAUCGGUGUGCAACCGCCAUUGGACAUCUUGGUCGAUGAUGAUCCUUGGGACUUCUCAACAGCCGAAGGUAAACAACGUUGGGAUGAAUAUGAGGUUGAGCCAGGGUUGCUUAGUGAGCAUUUUGCUCCCGAAUGCAAGACCUUUUCGGCGGCGCGUGGAAGGCCUGCCAUCACCACUACAGGGCGAUGGAUUGCUGGUCCCAGAGCACUCCGAAGUGAUCUGAAGCCCUGGGGCCUUGACCAUCUCAGCCCCCAGGAGCAAGUGAAAGUGCGGAGGGGGAACUCGAUGGCCAAGAGGUCGUUGAGAGGGCUGAAAGCCGCCUUUGACGGUGACAGGUUUGGAGUUUUGGAGCACCCCUACAGUUCCCACUUAUGGUCUACACCUGAAGCCAUUGAGCUCGCGGAGCGUGAAGAUGUGUACCACACUUAUUUUUCAGCUUGCUGCUUCGGCGGGGCACGUACGAAAUGGACCAGCCUGCUCCAUAAUGUUGCAGAGUUGCAUGAUGAGUUGCACAAGCCAACUUGCCCGGGACAUGCAGACCUGCUACCCUAUGAGAUUCAUGAUGAAGAGGGCGGUCUUCGUUUCGAUACUGAGGCUGAAGCCGAGUACACUUGGGGCCUGUGCACAGCAUACGCCUGCGGCCUGAAACGAGCCAUGCAGCGUCGAACGAGUGUGCCGUUUGGCCUGUGCCCAUGGGAUGGGCGCGCUGCUAUCCUUGCGGCGUUGCAAAGAUCAACCAGGGGAUUGCAGCGAAAUGAAGUUGCUGAAAGUGCAACAACUGAGGUGAUGCGAGUCCUGAGGACAAUGCGCCCAGGUAGCACCUCAGGACCAUGCUUCGAGAGGUUUGCAUUCGUGGGACCCGAGGUCCGGUUCGAAGCAGUGCCAGAAGAUGGAUCCACCACCAUCUUGGCACCAUAUCCAGCCUUCAGAUGGCAAUGGAAGACAAAACUGUCCUACCCGUGGAAACAUCCACAGCACAUUAAUGUGCUUGAAGUGUCGGCAUUCCUGGUGGAGUUUCGCCGACGAGUGCGAGACCUGGCUGCCUUAGGCACCCGCUUUUUCAACAUCACCGACAGCCAGGUCGGGUUUUUCACCAUGUCCAAAGGUUGGAGCAAGGCCCCUCGCUUGAACCGACUUCUUCGCCGCAUCAAUGCGGUGAUUUUGAUGAGCCAAGCAAUGCCGAUCCACUUAUGGACUAUCUCGAAAUGGAACUUCGCUGACGCGCCAAGUCGGCGCUUUGAGUGA